This is a messenger RNA of Haliotis rufescens (red abalone), 4327 nucleotides long. RefSeq lists its product as uncharacterized. NCBI's taxonomy places the organism in Eukaryota, Metazoa, Mollusca, Gastropoda, Lepetellida, Haliotidae. The record is from RefSeq and is a predicted model, not a curated record. Bases 221 to 2005 code for a protein of 594 amino acids. The transcript is spliced from 6 exons.
GAGUCUUCACUUCACCACCACACACCCAGUACUGGUGACACUCAGUAGAGCGGAUGGUUACAGCAGUGCCUUCGCAACUGUACCACCUGUACACUCUUACGUCACACACAGGGGUGUCUGGCUUCUGGGUAACAAACUUAAUACAACAUUAAAGAUAAUAACUGUGAAGACAGCGAGAGUGUUGAUUAAAAACGAACAACUAAACGAUGUUCUGACAUGGAUGGAUGUACCGGGCAGCAGAUACAAAGUUGGCACAGUGAAGUCAACCAAAGGGUAUACAUCUUUUACGUUCAUUUCCAGCGACCUCCCCUUCACAGGUCUGUCCUUUUAUAACGGAUCGGUCCAUAACAUCGGCUACAAAUUGUCUGCAGAGGAAGCAGUGCAGUAUACAGGGGAAAGUUACUUGAUGGCAUUGCCGGGAUACGAUCCCUCCUCCUACGAUCCCCUGAUACUCGCCACUGCUGGGGAGACAGGAGGCCAGUGGCAGGUACAGGAUCCUAUCUCCGGGCGCGUCUGGUCUCGACGCUUCAAUCCUUACAACACAGACUACUUUUAUCCUAAUACCACAACAACCAAGGUAGUGCUUGUGCAUGUGAGAGAUGAGACUAUUCAGAUCAGUGGUCGACUGACCCCUUACACAUUAUUUUCUCCCCUUCCUGUGUCUGCGCUAGGCACCAAGUACAUCAUUUCUUCCUGUCUUCUUACUAACAACAUGUAUAGAAGCACAGGGUACAAAGCAGUCUUAGUGAUAGCAACACACAGCAAGAAGGUGGAUGUUGACAUCAUCUUCCGAUUGGAGGGCAACGUGACCUACAACGGCAGGACGUACAGCGACGGGGACACCCUCAGUAUGAGAUUAGAUAAAUAUAAGACUUUCUCCAUAAACAGUUCAUCUGAUAUGACCAGAACCAUUGUUAAUGCCACGGAAACAAUAGCUGUCUACAGUGGAACAUACGAUAUGCGCCAUAGAGUCUUUGCAACUCAUGAGCAAUUACUGCCUGUGAAACAUUAUGGCAGUGAGUAUAUUCUCGCUAUCCAAGAUUCUUCUUACUAUCGAACGUCCAUGGGUACCCUACCAUACCAACUUCAAGUUGUUACUGACCACAGUGACGCAAGCAUCAUGUUUAAUAACGGUUCUUCCGUCUCUGUGGGUAAAGAUGGACUGUACCGUGAACAAUUUGGAAGUUUUGAAACAUUUUACUUCAACACCACAAGGCCAGCCAUGGUCACAUUGUGUACUAUUGGGACGUAUUAUCAUUUUGUCCCUGAUGGGUUAAUUGUAGUACCACCAGUAUCCCUCUACUCUAAACAAACAACCCUACAAGUCCAAGGUAUCAGGGAAAUAAUGACAGAUAAAGACAACAACAAUGUACAAGUUCAAGAAAUGCCUGCCCUUCUCUCUACAGUUUUCAGUCCUCCAAUAAAGUGGACGAAAGUUCCAGGUACAAGAUACAAAGUGGGAACAUUACCAAGUGGUCAACACAUAACAACAAUUCGUUCAAAUUUUUCCUUUGCUGUCCUUGGAUACGGUAGAUUUGCCAUAUACAACGGAGGAUACAAUUUUAGGACAUAUCUUGAUGCAGAAGCAUCCACGCCAGAUGGAAUUAAUGAAAACACGUUAAACACGGGUGAUUCUUUUCAAGUGACCUCUACGCCAGAUGGAAUUGGAAACAAGUUAAAUACAGAAGGUUCCUUACAAGCAGACAAUCCGAACAACGCAGCACUGAUCGUGGGGAUAAUCUGUGGGACUGUUAUUGUGGCUCUCCUGGUCGCCUUUAUGUCAUAUGUAUUCUACAUCCGCAAGAACACGAUGCCACUUAAGAGUGUUGAAGCACAAGGCGCCGAUGCUCCCUCGACCUCCAACAUCUACACUGUGCCUGACAGUGUCGCUGAAGGUGCAGCAGAUGAGGCCACCUACACGGAGAUAACAACUAAUUGCACACCUCUCGACGUUAGCAUCGCUGACAGUUCUGCCAUAUAUGUCAAUUUCGAAGGUGGAAAAUAACUCGAAACAAAGCAAACAUGAAUUAGAACUGUUAUAGAAACCGAUUCCGAGACAUUUAGCUGUCUUAUUGUCUUAAACUACGGUUAUAAAGAAUUCGAAGGAACCACUAACUUUAGUUUGUUAUAACCGUAGUUCGUUAUAAGCAUAUAUACAGCAUAACUAUAGCAAAUAGUCGGGACCAAAAAAUCAUUUCGUUAUAUCCGUCAGUUCGUUAUAAGCGUGUUCGUUAUAAACGUACUUUACUGUAGAUACAUUCUCUCAAACACACUGAGUAAAUUUUUAAACAUUCAUGUUAUAAACAUUUAAUGAUUUGUGUACAUAUGUUUUAUUUUCAUAAGGAUAAAUCUAAAGUCGUAUUCAUGUGACUUUUCAGAGUUUAUUUAACAAUUAGGACAUGUAUCAGAAGGCACAAAGAGCUUUGAUUGUAUUACAUUUAAUUUCAAAAGGUAAGUACUGUCGUAUUAAGGUCAUGAAAUUGUAUCUGCUACAGUUUGAGUAAAGUACAAGGCAUCAACCAGGACAUGAUUCACGGACAUAGCUGCCCCCAACAACUGAAAUUUAUAAAACACAGAAUGAAACAUUUCAAUGUGUUCUUUGCCUUCAGAAACAAUCUCUGACCGUGCCAUUUAACUAAUAUGUUUGUAGAACUGUCAGAUGAGGGAGUAUUUAUUGAACAGGUUCCAGAACCAACUUGGUUUUAUUUAUAUUAUCAUGUAAAGUAGAAUCAUUAACAAUACCGCUACAUGUUGAUUGUGGAAAUGGUUUCUUCGUUUCUAUUCCUCUACUCAUUGGAAAAGGAAGAAUGAAUUUUGGAAACAACAUUGUGAAGCCUCAUUUUAGUUUUUAGUGUACCAUUUCACUCACUGGGCUGCAAUUGUGAAUCAGGGGGUCGAUUUGACAGCAGUAGAGAUUUUAAUACUUUUUAUUUUUCGUGUAGCAACUUUGUAUUAUAUUCGUAGUGUUGUUUUUUUAUCAUUUUAUUGUUGUUUUGGGUUUGUAUUUUGGGGGAUUUUUUUCGGGCGAGAGGGGGUACAUUUUUGUACAUUUUCUUAAUAACAUACAUGUAGAUGCAGUUUAAGAACACACUGUUAAUUGUUUCGUCAUUGUGGAAGUAGUAAACUGGAUGCUUUUCACGGAUGGUUUGGUUAAAGGUUUGUUAACAAGUAUAAGCAUUCAUUCAAGUUAGUUUCAAAUGAAUGUUCAAUGUGCUGAGCAUAUUUUCACUGUUAUACAAUGACUUAAUAUUUAUAUUUAUUACAUAUGUUUUUUUUACGAUAAUACAUAUUCAGCUAGUAUUUGUAAACAUAUAUUAAGAGGUUAUGUAAAAUGCUCAACAUAAGACUUUUCAGCAUGCUCAAACCGACUUGAUUAAAAAACAGUUACAUAUGGCGGUACUCGAGGAAGUGAACUGGUCCCAUCUGCAUUUGUUGUUUUUGUAGAUAUUGCAUUGUUGCGCGGAUCGUUCACGAUAAGGCUAUUUGGUGUUACGGGGCGUGCAUAAAGCACCUCUCUUUAAAAACACAUUUCAAUUUGUUGUGGUGAGUAUCCCUGACAUCCAUUUCAAGGAAAAGCACCGCACUGGGGUUAAAUCGAUGUUAUUAUUUAGUUAUGUUUAAUUCCAGAGUUUGCAGAGUUCUAUACCCAAGCUGUGUGACUAUAUUGAAAUAAGCAGGACAGGGCAACACUAUAGCAGUCUCAAGCUAGAUUUUAUUUUUCAGUUUUCUUAAAUUGGUUACUUGAGUUACCAGUGACAGUUUGACAGUGAUUAAAUUGUGUCACAUACGGUGAUGUGGGAGGAUAGCUUUAACUGACGGUUGAAAAUGUUUAAUUCUUGACUCUUUUUGUGUAGCAACCUUUCAUUGUAUUUGACCAUGUUUCUUAUGAUUUCAUUGUUUAUUGUUUACUUAUACGAUACAACAUUUAAAAUACAUUCUAAUAAUUAAUUUUUGUUAUAUAUACUAGUAUAUGUGUAGUUUUGUCAUUUAUUCAUAUAUGCACAUCUUUAUAUCUGAUAUAUUCGUAUUUCUUUCAUUUGCGAGAGGUUAUUUCUAAAUUUAAAGACCACCCCUUAAAAAACAUUAAAUCACCCUUGAUGCUUUUGAGAGAUGAUUUGUUUAAGAUCUGAUGUCUUCACAUGUAUGAAAUUUCAUGAAGCUUUGUAAAGUUGUGUUUCUUUUGGAGAUUUCUCAUUGUUGUCAUUGAGAGUCAUAACCAUAAAAAAUAGCUGGAACCAUAAAUAAUUCUUAAAUGUUUCAUUUUCUUAGAAUUAGCUUAUUUCCAUCUUUCAAUAAACUUUCAAUAAAGUAUGAAGCGACGUUCAUC